GAGACAAGAGACGAAAACAAAAAGCACAGUGCCUCUCUCUUAGACAGAACGAGACGAGCCGAAAACAAAAAGCAGAGGGCCUCUCUCUCUCUCUCUCUCUCGUUCUUUUCUCCAAUGGCAUCGUCACUUCAUGAUGCUCUGACCACUUUUCAGGGCUAGUUUAGGGUUUGGCUGUGGCGCUGGGAAGCCAUGGUUCCGGAUGACUACCAGAGGAAGGACCGCGUAGCCGUGGUUGUGAGUUUGUUUCUUGCUACUCUCUCAGUGGUUUCCUUGCUGGUUGCCUUCAGCUACUACUGCUAUAUCCGCAACAAGGUCUCCAAACGCUUCAGGAACCGAAUGAGAAUUGAGCAUGAGGACAAAGAGAAGGGUGGCUUUGAGAAGUUGCAAGUUGCUACUGAGAACGGCCUGCAUGUAUUCGCCUUCAAGCAGCUUCAUUCUGCGACUGGAGGUUUCAGCAAGUCUAAUGUGAUUGGACAUGGUGGGUUUGGUUCAGUGUAUAAAGGAGUGCUUCAAGACGGGAGAAAAGUUGCCAUUAAGUUUAUGGAUCAGGCAGGGAAGCAGGGGGAAGAGGAAUUCAAUGUGGAGGUGGAAUUAUUGGGUCGACUUCGGUCUCCAUAUUUACUGGCAUUGCUUGGGUACUGUUCGGAAAUUAACCAUAAGCUUCUUGUUUAUGAGUUCAUGACAAACGGUGGUCUGCAGGAACAUUUGUAUCCAAUCAGUGGUUCUGACACUGUUUGUCCAAAGUUGGACUGGGAAACCCGACUGAGAAUAGCUCUGGAAGCUGCAAAAGGUCUGGAAUAUCUGCAUGAACGUGUAUACCCUCCAGUAAUCCACAGAGAUUUUAAGAGCAGUAACAUCCUAUUAGACAAAAAUUUCCAUGCAAAAGUUUCUGAUUUUGGAUUGGCAAAGCUAGGAUCUGACAAAGCUGGCGGACAUGUUUCCACUCGCGUAUUGGGUACCCAGGGUUAUGUUGCACCUGAGUAUGCAUUAACUGGGCAUCUAACAACGAAAUCAGAUGUGUAUAGUUAUGGUGUCGUCCUUUUGGAGUUGCUUACAGGCAGAGUUCCAGUUGAUGUGAAAAAAGCACCUGGGGAAGGAGUUCUUGUAUCAUGGGCUUUGCCCCGGCUCACAGACAGAGAGAAGGUUGUGCAGAUUAUGGAUCCUGCUUUAGAGGGCCAAUAUUCAAUGAAGGAGGUUAUUCAGGUGGCUGCUAUUGCUGCAAUGUGCGUGCAACCAGAGGCAGAUUACAGGCCACUGAUGGCAGAUGUUGUGCAGUCGCUGGUUCCCUUGGUGAAAACUCUCAGGCUUAAUUCAAAGGUAGGCAACUGCUCGAGCUUUCAUGCUACGCCGUCUCCCACAGCAAAUUGGUCUGGGCUUUUGCAGUUCUCUAGUCCUAUGUUUUAAGCAGGAGAUAGGCUGUUGUAGUUUUGAGUGCCCUUCGGAGAAGAAGCUCUGACCUUGUUAGAAGGUUCAUGUAUCAACGACUUUAUUGGAACAUGGCCCCAAAACAAUAUGGUUGAUUUCCUGAGAAUUUAGUAGCUAUUCUAAUUAAUUAGUCUUUGACAA
Molecule: messenger RNA, 1566 nt
Organism: Malania oleifera
Lineage: Eukaryota; Viridiplantae; Streptophyta; Magnoliopsida; Santalales; Ximeniaceae
Product: probable serine/threonine-protein kinase PBL7
Exons: 7
Coding region: 190-1404 (404 amino acids)
Biological process (GO): protein phosphorylation
Molecular function (GO): ATP binding; protein kinase activity
Source: RefSeq, a predicted model, not a curated record